CCGGCAGGGACUUCCUCCUCCCGAGCAGCUGGGAUUAUUUCUGGUGAAGUUGAGGUUGGACGCAUCAGGGGGGAGCUCAGCAGCCAUGGGCAGAGACAUGACUCGGGUUUUGUGUCUGUCAGGACUCGUGAUGGAGGUGGCGGCUCAGACAGCUCAGGGGAUGGACCGGCGGGCUCUGCCCCAGUGGCUUACUGGCCUCAUCGCCGUGGCCGGCUUCCUGUUCCUGGUGUUCGUGGCCUUUCUGGUGAACAAGGCCUGGUGUCAACGGACCCAGAGGACGGAUGCUGAGCAGUCGCUGAGGGUCAUUGAAUAUGUCACGACCAACGGAGACGUCUAUGACGUCAAGCUGGAUGACGUCAGGAGCAGCGAUCAUCAGAACGCCUACGAGAACGUGGCGGCGGACAGAGGCGGAGAGAGAGUCACUGUCAUGUGACCGUGCCACGUGACCAUGUAGGAUCAACGCCAUUGGCUCCCGGAACUUCCGUUUUUACCAACACGCCCUGCAACGCCGAACCCCUGAAGACGAGGAUGAACAACGAACACACAGACACAGACACACACACACACACAGACACACACACACAGACACACACACACACACAGACAGACACACACAGA
Messenger RNA from Lampris incognitus (smalleye Pacific opah), 618 nucleotides. It is a transcript of the gene pdzk1ip1, whose product is annotated as PDZK1 interacting protein 1. The transcript is spliced from 4 exons. The record is from RefSeq and is a predicted model, not a curated record. Lineage: Eukaryota; Metazoa; Chordata; Actinopteri; Lampriformes; Lampridae. The coding region runs from base 86 to 433 and encodes 115 amino acids.